ACUAAAAUACCAGAGGUGCAUCUUAGACUGCCAAACGAUCGUUAUAGAAACCGGAGAUUUGUGCACCUAAAACAACCUGCCCAGUCUGAAGCAGCAUAUACCAAUCCUGCCAUGUGUGGCGCAAGAUGUAGCAAAUUUAAGGGAGGAAUCAUGGACAUUUGCAUAUCUACUGGUUUUGAAAGUAUGACUGCGACAAAAGAGGAUAUUAACUGCCUAAAAGACUGCGGAAUAAAAAAUGUUAUAAAAGUACAUGACGGAGUUUGUACGCAUGAACAUACUUUUUAUCAUAGACAUAAUAUGCUUCGCCCAGAGAAUGAAGAUGAACGUAUUCUGUGUGGCAGCAGAUGUGAAGAUGAAGAUGAAUCAGUGUUACUUUGCGUAACUGAUGGUUUUGACUUGCACACUGUAUCUGCACAGUGGCAGGCCUGCGCAGAAAUUUGCAAAAUUGAUCCCGUAAUACUACAUCGAGGAGAAUGUCCUCCUAAGGAAAUUCGUGGAUUGAGCUACGCAGCGUGAAAUCUUUUGUGAAAUUCAUGCAAU
Molecule: messenger RNA, 540 nt
Organism: Belonocnema kinseyi
Lineage: Eukaryota; Metazoa; Arthropoda; Insecta; Hymenoptera; Cynipidae
Exons: 10
Coding region: 112-516 (134 amino acids)
Source: RefSeq, a predicted model, not a curated record